AUGCCUGCUCCUCCAUCCACCCCCGCCACAGCCAAAAGAUCGAACAAGAACGCAGGCGGUGAUGAUGAAGAAGGGUCAUCAGGCUGGAGGUGGAAGCAUAAUAAAAAGAACUCGACGAUAUGUGUCGGACCGGAUGGGCGUACUGGUGAAGAUUACCUCAUCGACUGGAUGUCCGUGCCCGAGAACUGGGCUGCCUACUCGGACUCCAACAAUAGAGCCAAGUUCGCCGCUACGGUGAUCUACAAAUGGCUCCUUGAGAAAAAGAUCAAGAAUUUUGACAAGGCUAAGGCCUCUGGGGUCCAGGAUCGGAUUCAAAAAAUGAAGAAGGCAUUCGAUGAAGUGUUGGCCAUCCAAAAGCCCACUGGAGAAGGGGUCACGGAGGAUGACCUGGCUAGAGACAUCGAAACGUGGGAGGCCAAAAUCAAAGAGAAAUGCCCGUUCUUCUUCACCCUCCUCCCUUCGUUGAAAGACCGAAACGCCAAUAUCACUGCGCAAAGCAGUGUGCAUCAGAUGGGCGACAUAGAAGUCUCAAUCACCCCCUCUAUGGCCCGCCGUGUGUCUUCGCGCUCCAACAUCGAGGACCAAUCCGUUGGAAUGGAGGAUGAGGGCGACGAGAAUGACGACGUCUUCAGCGUCAGGGGGACCAGAGCCAAUUAUCUGUCUACCAACAUUACCAGCAAUCACGGGGUUGCUGACGAGCCGACUUCUGGGGCGAGGGGUGCCGGCUCUCUCUCCAACGGAUCAAGGGCACGGGCGUCCCUCAAUGCCCAGGACACCCCAACCUCUGGCAAGGGCAGGCGCGGCAACGCCAGCCUGAACGAGCAACUUCAAGGUCUUUUUAAGGACCAUUCCACAGCCAAUAUCAAGGGGCGUAAGGAGAUAGCGGAGCAGCAAGCCCAGGCGGUGCUUGAGCAGUACAAGGUCGCUGAGCAAGCGAGGAGAUUUGAGGGAGAAGUGCCAAUGAAGAAUGAAAGGUUGAAGGUUGAGGAUACAAGGUAUGAAGCGAGGCUUAAGAUCGAACAAGAGGAGCGUGAGGCGAAGAGGAAGAGGGAUGAUGUGGAUGCCCAUUGGAGGAAUGUGAAGGCGCAAAGGGAGGAACUCCGGGCUCAGGAUGAGAUGGCUGCAAAGAAGUGGGAGUUUGAGCGCGAGCUUAUAAAGGAGUAUGUGGCUGAUGGCGAUACAAGAGAGGAGGCAAAGAGGAAGGCAAUUGAAGAGACCAAAAGGCGCUUUACAUAUGAUUGA
This is a messenger RNA of Cryptococcus wingfieldii CBS 7118, 1242 nucleotides long. RefSeq lists its product as hypothetical. Bases 1 to 1242 code for a protein of 413 amino acids. NCBI's taxonomy places the organism in Eukaryota, Fungi, Basidiomycota, Tremellomycetes, Tremellales, Cryptococcaceae. The record is from RefSeq and is a predicted model, not a curated record. The transcript has 3 exons.